Brassica oleracea var. oleracea is the source of this 1171-nucleotide messenger RNA. RefSeq names its product ethylene-responsive transcription factor ERF043-like. Bases 257 to 949 code for a protein of 230 amino acids. Lineage: Eukaryota; Viridiplantae; Streptophyta; Magnoliopsida; Brassicales; Brassicaceae. Gene Ontology annotation, molecular function: DNA-binding transcription factor activity; DNA binding. The record is from RefSeq and is a predicted model, not a curated record. Gene Ontology annotation, biological process: regulation of DNA-templated transcription. The transcript has a single exon.
UUCUAAACAUUGAAAGAAAUCAUUGAGAGAUUUGGAAACAUCUAAAAAAACUAGACUUAGAAAUUUCAUCAAAUAGUGAUACAAACAAGAACAAUAUUUUAACUCUUUAUAACAAUUCCUCCCUCAUUCCGCGUCAGAUAUUCUUGAGUUUAUUAGAUUCUUUCUUUUUAUAGCAAACCCAAAUCUCAUUACAAUAAAAAAAGGUAAAAGAAGAAGAGUCCAGCUCUCUCCGACAGCUCUGGAACACAACUUAACAAUGGUGGAUUCUUCUUCACUUGGUUCCGACAAGGAGAAGAAGGGAGGAAGUAAGCAGCCCGUGUAUCGUGGAGUACGCAUGAGGAGCUGGGGAAAAUGGGUAUCUGAGAUUCGUGAGCCACGUAAGAAGUCUAGGAUCUGGCUCGGGACUUUCCAGACGGCGGAGAUGGCCAUGCGUGCUCACGACGUGGCGGCUCUUAGCAUCAAAGGCUCUUCCGCCAUUCUAAACUUCCCUGAGCUCUCAGAUUCUCUGCCACGUCCCGUUUCUCUCAGCCCUCGUGACGUCAGAGCUGCGGCGACCAAAGCGGCUCUCAUGGACUUCGGUACGAAGCAGGUACGUCGUCACGUGAGGGCUGAGAGCGAGAGUAACGAAACGGCGACGUAUGAUAAAGGGUCAGAGAGCGAGAGUAACGCGUCGAGUAAAAGGUCGGAGAGUGAGAGUAAUGAAACGGCGUCGUCGUGUGUGACGAGCAUUGACGAGGAAAGUAGAGUCUCGGACGAUUUGGAGAGAAUAGUCGAGCUGCCGAGUCUAGGAACGAGUCUAGACGAGUCGAACGAGUUCGCGUUUUAUGACACGUUGGAGGAUUUGGUGUUCAUGCCGUCAUGGUUACGCGGUGGUCCGGGAGAUGAUUUUACGUAUAAUAAUAAUGAUUCUCCGUUGAACUCUGUUUUCGAUGAAAGCUUUUCUUGGUAACAAUUUUCCCUGUAAAAUAAAAAAAAUGGUGUAUUUUUCUCUCUUUUUGUUUUGUUGGUUUAGUUUCCAUGGGAAUCUCUAUGUUCUUUUUUCACAUUGCGUGAUGAGAUAUCUCUAAGAUGGUCAGGUAGUGCUGUGGCAUUGAUAAAUGAUAAUGUUGUUAGUUAUGCUCCUUGUUCAGUCGGUGAAAUGAAAGAUGAUGAAAUGCAAGUGUUUAUAUUA